This is a messenger RNA of Tyto alba (common barn owl), 4446 nucleotides long. RefSeq names its product serine dehydratase like (gene SDSL). NCBI's taxonomy places the organism in Eukaryota, Metazoa, Chordata, Aves, Strigiformes, Tytonidae. Gene Ontology annotation, biological process: L-serine catabolic process; L-threonine catabolic process. The transcript has 8 exons. Gene Ontology annotation, molecular function: pyridoxal phosphate binding; threonine deaminase activity; L-serine ammonia-lyase activity. The record is from RefSeq and is a predicted model, not a curated record. The coding region runs from base 383 to 1543 and encodes 386 amino acids.
UUUGGGGCAUGCAGGCUGCCCUCGUUACACCGGGGGUCCGGGUCAAACGGGCAAAGUCCUGUAAUGCGCUGGGACAUGUUUCUGGCUGUCCUCGAGAAGCGCUGGCGCUCGUGCCAAGUUGGCGGGGGCAAACCCUUGGGGAGCAAACCCGUGGGGACUCCUGAAAUCGUUUGUGAGCUGCCUCUCCUCUCUGCCCCCACACCCCUUCUCCUGGGCACCCACAUCCCAUCCCCUGGCCACAUGAAAGCCACUGGGAUUUGGCUGCUGGGGCCACACGUGCCCGUCCCCGCAGGGGCACCAGGCACAGUGCCCGGGCCGCGGCUGGGCGCUUUCGGCACGGAUCCAGCCUCACGGUUGGCGAAACCCACCGGGUGCUGAGGCAAUGUUUAACCCCUGCCCCUCGCUCUGCUGCGUGGCUGGAGACGGGGACUUGGGGACACCGGCACGGCCCCUCCGACGUCACCUCUCCCUCCUCCGUCCCCCAAACUCGGCGGUGGGAGAGGAGUUGGUGACACGCAGCGAGACCCCACGGGACACCAGAGCAUCCAUCACCAGGGCCAUGGCAGCCCAGCCCAGCGGGAGUGAGAAGCCCUUCCACAUCAUCUCGCCCCUCCUGGAGAGCCUGGCCCUGUCCAGGGCAGCGGGCACCAGGGUCUACAUGAAGCUGGAAAACGUCCAGCCCACGGGCUCCUUCAAGAUCCGAGGCAUCGGCCACCUCUGCCAGGAGGCUGCCAAGAAGGGCUGCCGCCACUUUGUUUGCUCCUCAGGGGGGAAUGCUGGUCUGGCAGCAGCAUACGCGGCCAAGAAGCUGGGGUUGCCAGUCACCGUCGUGGUCCCCAGCACCACUGGUCCUGCCACCGUGCGCAAACUGGAGGAGCUGGGGGCGGAGGUGGAGGUCUCCGGCCAGGUGUGGGAUGAAGCCAACAAGAGAGCCCUGGAGCUGGCACAGACCGAGGGCUGGGUCAGCAUCCACCCCUUCGACCACCCAUCAGUGUGGCAGGGUCACGCCAGCCUCGUCCGGGAGCUGAAGGACUCUCUGGAGACCAAACCGGACGCCAUCCUGCUGGCGGUGGGCGGCGGGGGGCUGCUGGCGGGCGUCGUGGCCGGCCUGCGCCAGGUGGGCUGGCACGACGUCCCCAUCGUUGCCGCCGAGACCAGGGGAGCCCACAGUUUCCACGCGGCGCUGGCGGCUGGCCGGCUCAUCUCCCUGCCCGACAUCACCAGCGUGGCCAAGUGCCUGGGAGCCAAGAGGGUGGCGGCGCGGGCGCUGGAGUGUGCCCAGGAGUGCCACGUCAUCUCCCAGGUGGUGGAGGACGCGGAGGCUGUGCGAGCCGUGGAGCAGUUCCUGGAUGAUGAGAGGAUGCUGGUGCAGCCGGCGUGCGGGGCCGCCCUGGCCCUGCUCUACACGGGGCGGCUGCAGCGGCUGCGGGGCGAGGGGCGGCUGCAGACCCCGCUGGCCUCCGUGGUGGUGGUGGUGUGCGGGGGCAGCAGCAUCCAGGCGGCCCAGCUGCGGGCCCUCAAGAGCCAGCUGGGCCUGGAGUGACAUCCACCCCUGCCCGGCCAGCACCCUCUGCUCCCUUUCCUCCAAAAUGCCCCAAAGAAAGCCCUGCUGCCUGGCAGAUGCGGGGCCAGACUCCUCCCGCAGCCCCUGGAGGGAUGGGGAAACUGAGGCACGCAGGGCAGAUGAGGCUGGCGCUCGCACUGCGGGCAGGGAUGGAGCCGCAGCCCUGCCUGCCCCCAGGUGGGAUUGGGGUACAUGCAUCCUGCUCUGCCCCUCGGGCACGCCAGGCAUCCUCCUCCGCAUCCCCCAACCCUCAGUCCCCCUUCCCCUCCCUCCCCCGUCCCUCCCCAGGCUGUUUGGACCGCAGCUCUCCACCUCAAUUAGCAAGCACUCCCUCUCUGACUAAUUACUUUGCUACUGUCUUUAUGCAUUAUUAUUCUAAUGAUUAUUAAUUAUUACAAUCUUCUCCCGUUCCUGCCGCGCUGUCUGCGGUCGGAAUGGAACAACAUGCACGGACCCGCUUGUUACGGUGAUUUAUUGGCAGAGCUGCCUGGCCGUGUUUAACACCCACGGGCUCUGUGUGUGUGUGUGUGUGUGUGUGUGUGUGCACACGCACCCCAUCCCAGCACCCCCUUGAUCCCCUUUUUUCCCCCCAUCCCACUCUUUUUCCCAUUCCCCCCUUUCCUCCAGGCUUUCCUGCUCUCUCCCAUUCCCACUCUCUUUUGCUUUUAGCCCUUUGCUAUUGCACCUCCCAGGGUUUUUUCUGUCCCCCCAACAACAUUUCUCCUCCUUCCUUCCUCCCAACCCCGGCUGAUGUGGGGUCUUGCUCCCACUGGGGCCCCCCGGACCCCGGCUGCUCCCUGGUUUCCCAGCUGAGCCCAUGCCCUAAGCGUCACCUGGUGAUGUUGGGCAGGGUGGCAAGCCUUCCUCUGCCCCAAAACCCUUCUCAGCCUCUUCCUCCUCCCCUUUAGAGCAGAGGGGGCUCAGCCCCGGGCCCAGCUCAGCCCCCAGAUCACAGGCACCCCCCCCACGAAGCCCUUUCCCCUCACCAGGCGCCUGCCCCGGGACCCAGCUGACAACCCUGCAGAAACACCCUCCCUGUCUUCUGCCCUUUUCCCCCCUCCCCAUGAUCUGAUACCGGCCAGGCCAGCUCCCCAGAUGAUUCUUGGAGGCCAAAACCCCAUAAAUCAAAACUCCGCCACUCCAUCGUGAGCAAUAUCUUAUGUAAAAAGGUGUUUCCAGGGAGCACCAAAGGCAGGAGAAUCCUAUUACAAGGCACACUAUUAAUUAUAAGGAGUCAGCCCAACCUACUCCAGCCAUUUUUUAUCCCAGGUCCAAAACCUGAUUACUUUCCACCUUCUGCAGACCUUCCCCUUCCAAAAAAAAAAAAAAAAGGGAAAAAGGUCAGAAAAAAAAAAAAAAAUAGCAUUGAUGUUUGCCCAACAGCCUCUGAAAAGAAGUUUAUUCCCAGGACUGAUGUUGCUCUGCUGGGGCCCAGGGGGAGCCGGGAGCUGGGGUGGUGUUUCCCCAGCCUGGUCCCACGGGAGGGUUAUUGCUGGUGGUGACACUGUCAUGACCGUGGGGUUUGGGGUGACUCCCCUGAGCACCCCGACAGGGAGCUUUGCCCUCUCCUUGACUUGACAAGGGAAUGCUUGGGCUUUGGGUGCCAGCUGGGGGGGACUGGGCUUUGGAUGUCCCUAGCAGGGACAGGGGGGUGCAGGUUAUGUGGGGGACACCCGCCUGGGGGUGGCCCUGCCCCAGAUGGUGUGUGUGGGGGGGUCACCCGUGGUCACCCUGCAGCUGAAAGCAGGAGUGAACCCUGGGUGCCGGCGCCGUCCUGGCACUGGCGGGGUGCUGGGGAUCAGGACUCUGUGAUGGGGACCCCGGGCUCAGUUGGGGUGCUGGACCCCAACCUUGGCUGUGGUUAAGGGCUGGGGUAACCACCAGGCUGAACCCAGCUGCUCCCUGCAAGGCCAGCUCCGCGUCCCGUGGCCUGGAUCUGGCCCUUUGCGUGACACCGUGCUGUCCCCAGCCCUCGUGUCCCUUCUGCCCGUGCCGAGCCGCGGGUGGGUGUUUACUGGGACGGGCAAGCCCAGGGCAGCAGCAGCCUGAAUCGGGGUGAAGGUUUGGCUGCUGCACCCAGCUCUGACCCUGCGGGGGCCAGCCAGUAAAGCCCCUUGGGGCCAGCGGGUCCCUGCUCCCACUGAGCCCUGUCCUCCGGCACAGAGCCCCCCCGGCCCCCUGCACGGGGGGUGGCAGCUUGGAGCAUGCCAGCACCAUACAAAAUCCCUCCUGCAGCCCGUCUCCCUCCUCGUCUCCCAGAGAUGGGGUACCCCAGCAGCCUGCAAACAGCCCUCAGGUGUGUGCCUUGGGUUUACUAAUAAUUAAUAAUAAUAAUAAUUGCAGCCAGCGUUCACCCAGUGAAUGACCUUGUGCUCCAUUUUAUAAUCCUCAAAAUGAUGCUGGGAGGGAGUUAUUUAACAACACAUCGCCCUGUCCUAAUAAAAAGUGCCUGUUCCCUGCUAACACUGAUGGCCUGGAAGGGGUGGAGCAGACGGCAGCAGCUGGCUGCACUCCUGCCUCAGUUUCCCCACCUGUUAAAAGGGGAGAAGGUGCUCUGCUGUGUUGGGUGCUGAGAGCUCAGUGACUUUGUGAUGUCCCCAGCUCCUGGCUGAGGGAUCCCUUGGGGCUUGGCCUGGCUCGUUUGCCACCCCGUUAUUAAUGCUGGUAAUGGUAGAGGAAGGAUAAAUUCCACCACUUGGCUGAACAGAGAAAAUAUGCAGAGAAGUGGCUGGCUUUUCAUAAAUCAUCGGUGCUCCGUGCUACAACCAAGCCAGGACUUAAAAUUCAGGUCAGGAGAGAGGGACUCUCGUAAGCCAGCGAGGGAAGGUAAUUUAUUCUGUUUAUAUCUUUUUACUGCAAGACAAGGAGCGGGGGGGGGAACU